Messenger RNA from Micropterus salmoides (largemouth bass), 7959 nucleotides. It is a transcript of the gene dop1b, whose product is annotated as DOP1 leucine zipper like protein B. NCBI's taxonomy places the organism in Eukaryota, Metazoa, Chordata, Actinopteri, Centrarchiformes, Centrarchidae. Gene Ontology annotation, cellular component: trans-Golgi network; endosome. Gene Ontology annotation, biological process: Golgi to endosome transport. The record is from RefSeq and is a predicted model, not a curated record.
AUGGAUCCUGAGGAAUUAGAACUACAGAAUGACUACCGAUACCGUAGCUAUGCAGCUGUCAUUGAGAAGGCGCUGCGAAACUUUGAGUCUUCGAGUGAGUGGGCAGAUCUCAUCUCCUGCCUUGGCAAGCUCAAUAAGGCCCUACAGAGUAACCUUCGCUACUCCCUCUUGCCUAAGAGACUGAUCAUAGGGAAGCGUCUCGCCCAGUGCCUGCACCCGGCUCUGCCGAGCGGAGUACACCUCAAGGCUCUGGAGACCUACGAGGUCAUUUUCAAAAUCAUCGGAACAAAAUGGCUGGCCAAAGAUCUGUUCAUAUACAGCUCAGGAUUGUUCCCACUGUUGGGCCAUGCAGCCAUGGCAGUGAAGCCUGUGCUGCUGACACUGUACGAGCGUUACUAUCUCCCGCUGCAGAGGGCUUUGCUGCCCAGUCUUCAGGCGUUCAUAACAGGACUACUGCCGGGCCUGGAGGAAGGACUGGAGGUUUACGACAGGACUGAUGUGUUGCUGCUCAAGUUGUCACUGCUGGUGGGUCAGCAGGUCUUCUAUGGCACCCUGUGGGGCAGUAUGCUGGUCAGCCCCAUGGUGCGACUACCCGCCUCGGUCUUUAUAGUCACACAUUUUGACCGCAUGGCGUCCCUGCACCAGCAAACACACAUGCUAGGCUACGACCAUCGGCUGGUGGUGAAGUCGGUGUGUCUUUCUCUGCAAGAUUCAAAUGUCCUGGUGCAGAGGAACAUGCUUGAAAUUCUGCUCUACUUUUUCCCCUUUGCUAAAUGCCUGGACCCAGCGGAGGGCAGUAUUGCUGUGAGUGUCGAAGACAUGAUCACAGUGGUGUCUGCAGCCUCACUUACGCUGCUCCGCAGAGACAUGUCCCUCAACAGACGCCUCUACGCCUGGCUCCUAGGGCUAGACAUAAAAGGAGGAAUGGUGACACCACACCCAACCUUCUCCACUACCACAGAGGAACAUACAUCCUUCUACUUCAGCACCUACUCUAGAGAUUUCCUCGUGCAGGCUCUGAUAAACAUCCUCAAACAGAAGAGCGACCCAGAUAAUGUGACUGGAUGCCUCAGGCCGUUUCGCAUCAUCAUCAGUUUGCUGGAUAAACCGGAGAUAGGUCCAGUGGUCUUGAGCAGUGUGUUGUUGGAGGUGAUCCGAGCCUUCUACAGCCACUGUCGAGAGAUGCUGGGGGAGGAAAUCAUCACCAGUUCAGAGCUCUCAGGCAACCAGCUAGCCAGUAAGAUAAAAGGGAAUAAGAAUGCAUCAGAGAUCAUAAAGACGGUGAAUAUGCUUGUGAGCUCCAUCAACAGUGAAUACCUGUGGGAGUACAUGACCCGGCGCUUCUGCACUUCUCUCAGUGAAAAAGAUGACCCACCAACACCUCCUCAGCAGGACCGCAGUCACCCUGCCCCGUCUGUCACCGAAAUGUCCAAUCUCAUAAUUUUCCUGCUUGACGUUCUUCCUCUGGAACUCUAUGCUGACAUCCAGUCCCAGCUCCUCCCUGAGAUGCUGGGCACCAUGUUGCGGACGCUGCGCAGCCACAUGGACUCUGUUAGCCUGGAAGAUGUCACACAGAGUCUACGUGCCUGCUUCAAGGUCUUGAGUAAGAUCCAGAUGCCUGUGGCCUAUAUGGACGUUGAGGAAGGGGCACACGCAGCGGACGUGGAGUUACAGUCGCCAGAGGAGGAAAGCAAACCGACCCAGGAUAUGGAGAAGGAGGAAAAGACAGACGGUGGUGUUGGUCAGGUUAAUGGUCACCAUGGAGAUGAAGAGCUGAACGGAGAUAGUAGAGAUGAGGCAGAUCCUGCAAAUGGUGUUUACCCAACACUCAGGUCUGAAGACAGUGGAUUGGGCAUCAGCGCCUCACCGUCGGAGCAGCACCUCCCCCCAGGGAUGGCAGCUGAGGGAAAUGCAAUUUGUAAAGAAAGCGAGAGAGUGUGGAGGAGUGGAGGCAGUGUAGACACCAUGACCCAGUGUCUGCAGGACAUCCUGGCCUUCAUAACCACAAGAUACUUGCUAGUGCAAGUGGAGGAUGUCAGGGAACCAGAGGAAGAACCCCAGCCAGAUGUAACUGCUGCCUCUGUGGAACAGAAGACUUUGAUGCAGAGCAUAGGGGGACAGGAAAUUAAAGACAAACUGACUGAACUGUUUACUCCAAACAAACUUAAACCCCGCACUGCACCUGACGCCCAGCUCUCAGCAUCCCCCACGGAGAAGAAAAAGGAACGUGGGCAUUCGGGGUGUCUGGACUGGGCGACUUGCUACAUGCCCCGGAGCAGGGCAGAGAUCUCUGAGGCCUGUCGACAGGCCUUCACCGCCACCUGCAACCUGCUGCUUGAGUGCACCACCUUCCCUGUCUACUUAAGUGAAGAGGAGGCUGUGUCUCUCCACACAGACAUGUUUGGUCACACAGGCAGGGAUGUGGAAAGCCUACCAGUGUGGUUGAGGUCCUUGAUGACCCUGUGCUGCCUGUCCAGGGACUACAACAUCCAGCACACAGCAGUGGCCUCCCUGUUGGAACUCAUCAACCACUCCCAGUCGUUAGCACUGGUCAUACAGGACAAGCACAGACGCUACCAGUCAUCUGACUCCAACCCUCUGAGUGGGCAGUUGCAGAUGGUCACUGUGCCACCCAUCUACCCUGCUCUGCUUCAUGCCAUAGAGCAGGGCACAGAUUUCUACCAGAGGGUGUCCCAAGUACUAUGGAGCCAGCUGGACACAGAGCGGAGAGAGCAGCACAUUUCCUGCGUGGAGCUCUUCUACAGGCUUCACUGUUUGGCUCCUUCAGCGUUCAUCUGUGAAGACAUCAUCUGCCAGGCGCUAUUGCACAAAGACAAGGCUGUUAGGCUGGAAGCACUGCACCGCUUCACAAUUCUAUGGCACCUGACCCGGGAGGUCCAGACCAACAGGAGCAUGUCUCUCAAUCGCUCCUUCGACCGGUCUCUGUGUGUUGUGGUGGACAGUCUGAGCUGCACAGAUGGCUCAAUAAGUGCAGCAGCUCAGUGCUGGCUGGUCAGGGCUCUUUCCCUCAACGAUGUGAUUCGGAUCCUGGAGCCUAUUCUGUUUUUGCUGCUUCACCCCUCCACUCAGCGCUGCUCCAUUCAGAGCAUCAAACAAAAUCUCACUGCUGGUAAUCUGAAGGUUCUAAGCAGCAGAAGUCGAAGCUCCACCAAAACUUCUGGGACAUCUGGGGAUGCCAUGGCGACAGAGGUCACCACCUUAAAUCUCAUGAACAUUGUGGACCGGGAAUCCCUGUGGGCAGAGUUGGACAGUGGCCCGGAGUUGGCAAAACCACCGGAAACGUUAGUGUUAUCUAGGAGUGAGAGUGAAGAGACAGAGGAGGAGGAGGAGGAGAGAGCGCAAGAGGAUGAGGAGGAGGAAGAGGAAGCCGAAAGUGAACACACGGAGUCAGCUGACACCAGUGGUGCCCAGGUAUCCACUGAGAACUCCAGCUCAGGCUCUGUGCCUUACCCGGGCAUUGAGGAAGGAGGUGUGGUCAACGGCCUGCGUAGGGCAGAGUCCGAGCACACACAGGCAUCUGAUUCACUGUCAAGUGAGGAUGAGGAGGAUUUAGAGCUAGAGGCCAUGGCCAGGUCUCGUCUGUUAAAACGGGAGCGUGAGAAGAGAGAGGCCAUCGACUCUCUGUUCCGCCAUGUGCUGCUGUAUCCUAUGGCGGGCGGCUGGCGCCAUCUCCUUCAAGGCUUGGCACUGCUGGACAGCCUGCUGAGGAGCAGUGCUGAGUGCCCUCUGGUGGAGUCCCUCUCCUACACCUCUCUGGACACGAGCUCUGCUGCACAUUUAAACUUGGUCUCCAACCUUCUUCAACGGCACCAACAGGCUCAGGAUGGUCACGGCUUCUACGGCUGCAUGCUUUCCCCUUCGUCCUCCCCCUCUGUGCCCCCAUCCCUGCUCAUUGAACUGCUGGUGUCCCUGUGUCUGCGAUUCCUGCGCUCUCAAUACCCUUCCUAUCUAAGUCUGGGCCAUCUUGACCUCCAGGGGAACAGGGAAGUGCAGGUGAAGAGCGUGGAGGUGCUGACCCGGAUGGUGAACCAGCUUGGUUGCAUGGCACGGAGACAAGAGGGCAAUGAAGCCAGUAUGGAGCCCAUCCGCAGACUCCUCACAGGAUGUAAAGUGCAGCAAUAUGCUCUGCUUACACUUUCUGCCUCCAUGUAUGUCAGCCAGAGGGGAACAGACAAGGGACCACCCAAGGGUGUGGAGCUGCUGGAUGAACAGGGAGGCCUGUCAGAGGAGAGUCUAGUGAAUCUUGGAGCAGGAGGGGGUCAGGAACAGUACCCCUUACAAAUGGAAUUACUAAAACUCCUCCAUGCUCUAAUAGUCCUGGAGUACCAUGUGUGGCCUGGUGGGGCUGUCUCAGCAGCUGGGUCAGGUGGAGCAUCUGGCCAGCCCACGGAGCCUCGUGAAUCCCCAACUGCCAGCACCCCCCUUGCUCGUGAGUGGCAAACUGCAGUUCUUUUUCAGCAGUCCAUCAAGGCAGCCCAGUACGUCCAAAGCCACCCCAUCACAGCCCAAGGAAUGUUUGUUUCAGCCGCGGCCAGGGCUCUGCAGCCACAGUACGGCUAUGCCAUGCACCCCCACUGGGUGUCACUGCUGUGCUCCUCUCUGCCAUACUUGGGUCGGUCAUUAGGCAUCAUUGUGGCUCCACUCAUCAGUCAGAUCUGCAGGAACUUGGAUGAGCUGGUCAAGCUUUACGAGCAUGACGGAGGAAAGAUAAGUCAAAGCCUGAGUGGGAGGAGAGAGAACAUUGCCCCUGACUACCCUCUGACCCUGCUCGAAGGCCUGACCGCUAUUACACACUAUUGUCUGUUGGACAACAAGAGGUCCUUGGUCGCCUGCGAUCCUGUGGAUGUCCGUAAUGCACGCAAUGCUGUGAUCGAAGCACUACCGCACAUGCUCAGUAGUAUGGCAUUGUUAUGGGGUGUGGUCAUGAGGGAGGAGUUUCAAAGGCGGGCAUCUGACUCUGCCCAGAGCAGCAGACACACUUCUACCUCUGUCUACUUUAAAAGUACCAAGAUCUUACGGCAGCGGAUACUGGAGUUCCUGGUCCCUCUGACUGGGCAGUAUGGAGUUCAGCUCAUGGCUUCAGUGGGAGCAGUGUGGAGCAGUAGGAAGAGUAAAAGGAGACACAAAAACAAAGUUUUACCUGUGGCCAGUGAGGCUCGUCUAACCAUUGUGGAUCUGGUGAAAUCACUGAACACCUUGCACACAGAUACUAUCCUACACUUGAUCAAGGAGGUGGUGAAAAAACCACAUCAGAUCAAAGGAGAACAGAGGUCAACUCUGGUAGACAUCCCCAUGUUACAGUUCAGCUACGCCUAUGUCCAGAGUAUUCCACCUCAGGCUCUGCAGGAAAACAUGACUCCUCUCCUCAGUCUGCUACGGGAGUCUGUUCAGCUCAACCUGGCUCCGCCUGGGCACUUUUUACUGCUGGGAAUCCUCAAUGACUUUGUCAAUAGGCUCCCCAACCUGGACAAUAAGAAGGACACUAGAGAUCUGCAGGAGGUGACUCAGCGGAUCCUCGAGGCAGUGGGUGGCAUCGCAGGGUCAUCAUUGGAGCAGACCAGUUGGCUCAGCCGCAGUCUUGAGGUCAAAGUUCAGCCACAGGUGUGCCCUGAAGCAGACGAACCAGAUGACGCCGACGUGGAGGGUGACCAUUAUGAGUCAAUGGCUCAAGCUAGCACAAUGGUUUCCUCUUCGGCUCCCUCAGUUUACAGUGUGCAAGCUCUUGUGCUCCUGGCUGAGAUCUUGGCACCACUUCUGGACAUGGUAUACCGCAGUGAUGAGAAGGAGAGAGCUGUUCCUCUCAUUUCUCGGCUCAUGUACUAUGUUUUCCCCUACCUGAAGAACCAUAGUGCCUACAACAUGCCCAGCUUUGAAGCGGGUGCUCAGUUGCUGAGCAGUUUGAGUGGGUACGCCUAUACCAAAAGGGCGUGGAAGAAAGAGGUAUUUGAGCUCUUCAUGGACCCCCUCUUCUUCACCAUGGAUGCCUCCUGUGCUCCCAGUUGGAAAUCCAUUACUGACCACCUACUGACUCAUGAGAAGACCAUGUUUAAAGACCUCCUGAGCAUGCAGAGUGGCUCACUGAAACUGUUUACUAAUACAGACCAGAAACCCAUGCUGCUGAAGCGCCAGGCAUUUGCCCUGUUCAGCGGCGAACUCGACCAGUAUCAUCUGUAUCUGCCCCUCAUCCAAGAGCGUCUCACUGAGGCUUUGCGUAUGAACCCUAGCGCUGCUGUUUCAGCCCAGAUGUUCCUCAUGUUUCGUGUUCUCCUGUUGCGGAUUUCAUCCCAGCACCUCACGUCACUUUGGCCAAUCAUGGUCACCGAACUGAUUCGUAUAUUUGUACGUCUAGAAAAAGCUCUGCAGGCAGAGAAAGACGUCUCAAAGCUGGCUAAAGUGGUGCGCGGAGCCCUCGAUAGAAAUGGACCAGUGAAUUUCUCUCCGGCAGAGUUGGACAUGUACCUGUCAGCCUGCAAGUUUCUGGACACCUCCCUGGCUUUUCCUCCAGAGAAACUACCACUCUUUCAGAUGUACCGUUGGGCAUUUGUCCCUGAAGUGGAUGUGAACCGUUACGGUGGCCCAGAGACUGCACUGAUAGAAGGCGAGCAGGAAUGCACACCCCAUGUUGUCAGAGCACUGGAAGCAAUACAACAGCGAUAUGGGACACUGAACGGGCUGAGUGAGGAAUCUUCCACAGAGCAUUUGGAGUUCCCCCUCCUCACUCAACGCUCCUUGUCCUCCAUUACCCAGCUGUUGCCUUUCCUUCGCACCCUUUGCUGUUCCUUCCAGGGCCCUGCCCCCUACAGCCACUCAAUGUCCCACUUCCCAGUAGCAGACUACCCACCAGCCAGUUCAGACACAGUCCUGAAGAGGCUGGAGCAUAUCACUGAAGAAGAGUUCCUGGACCCCAUGGAGAGUUAGAACUCAAGCAUGAAGCUUUCAUGAACUAAUACCUCUUAAGCUUUUUGACCUGCAGCCAUACGCGUGGAAUACAUAAAAAAAAAAUAUAUAAAAAUAAAAAAAUAGGUAAUGUUGUAUUGUGGGCAAGAAAAAAAGGAAAUGUGGUAGGAAUGGAAUUCAGUUUUUAUUAACAUUUUAACUUGUCUCAUCCCCACAAAAAUACAUGAACCCCUGAACUGCUUUCACACUGAAUCUGUACUGGAAAAAACAAUGGACUUAAUUAUUUCAAUGGGCUCCUUGAAUGAUAAGUAUUCAUUGCAAAUCCCUGUAGAAUGCUUAAUUCUCUCUCAAGGAGAAGUAUCAUCUCAGUUGCACAAUAUUACACAUUGAGAUUGUGUCAUAGUGUCUAAUCUCUUUGCAUUAUAUACUUUUAGACAAAAAAAAGCUACCACUAAAAUUAUAUUAUGCAAACCAACUUAAAUGAUUACCUAUUGUUAUUAUAAGGCAUGCACCUUAUACUAGCAGUAGUUCCAGUAAAGAUGUUUUAGAUUGACAGCACACAGCAGAUUCACUGUGAAGAACCUCGUUAACCAUCGAUAAUGUGUUCUUCUUUUCCAUAACCUCUGGUUAACCACACUGUCUAGUAUACUUAUGUCUGUCUGACUCUGAGAAUGUAAAGACUACAGAAUAGCCUGCAGAGCACUGUUGUAGAGGUACUUUCUCUUUGUUAUUGGAUACAUCAUAAUGGGACCUCAAGAUUUAUGUUUAGAGUUUUAUGAGUAAGUUACUGAAUGUGAUUUGUGUACAUCAGGAGAACCCUUUGAAAUAUUAGUGGGUGUGUUUCGCUAAUUGCACACUUGCAAUUUUUGGUGUUCAAGGGAAAUCCGCUGUUCUUUGUAGUUGUUCAUGGAUAGUUUUUAAAACUGCCUGUUUUUUUUCCACAGUGCUGAAUGAUUGUGUAAUUUAUUUUGGAUGUUUAAAGGACCAUGUCAAGUUUUGAAUUAAUCAAAAGAAGACUCAUUAAUAAAAUAUUAAGUUGAA